Molecule: messenger RNA, 3206 nt
Organism: Calypte anna (Anna's hummingbird)
Lineage: Eukaryota; Metazoa; Chordata; Aves; Apodiformes; Trochilidae
Gene: FEM1B
Product: fem-1 homolog B
Exons: 2
Molecular function (GO): protein binding
Source: RefSeq, a predicted model, not a curated record
CUCAGCUUCGUCAUCGACGGUGCCACGGCACUGUGGUGCGCGGCGGGCGCGGGGCACUUUGAGGUGGUGAAACUUCUGGUGAGCCACGGGGCCAACGUCAACCACACCACGGUGACCAACUCCACCCCCCUGCGUGCCGCCUGCUUCGACGGCCGCUUGGACAUCGUCAAGUACCUGGUGGAGAACAACGCCAACAUCAGCAUCGCCAACAAGUACGACAACACCUGCCUGAUGAUUGCUGCCUACAAGGGCCACACCGAGGUGGUCAGGUACCUCCUGGAGCAGCACGCAGACCCCAACGCCAAGGCCCACUGCGGGGCCACUGCCCUCCAUUUUGCAGCUGAGGCCGGGCACCUGGAGAUCGUCAGGGAGCUGGUGAGGUGGAAGGCAGCCAUGAUGGUCAACGGCCACGGGAUGACUCCUUUGAAGGUGGCUGCUGAGAGCUGCAAGGCUGAGGUGGUGGAGCUGCUCCUGGCUCACGCCGACUGCGACCGGAGGAGUCGGAUCGAAGCUCUGGAACUCCUGGGGGCUUCGUUUGCCAACGAUAGGGAGAAUUAUGAUAUAGUGAAAACUUAUCAUUAUUUAUACCUGGCCAUGCUGGAGAGGUACAGAGACAGCCAGAGUGUUGUUGAGAAAGAGGUUUUGCCUCAGAUUGAAGCUUAUGGGAACAGGAGGGAGUGCAGGACUCCUCAGGAAUUGGAGGCCAUCAGGCAGGACAGGGAUGCCCUGCACAUGGAAGGCCUCAUCGUGAGGGAAAGGAUCCUGGGCUCUGACAACAUUGAUGUUUCUCACCCCAUCAUCUACAGGGGGGCUGUGUAUGCAGAUAACAUGGAGUUUGAGCAGUGUAUCAAGCUGUGGCUCCACGCCCUGCACCUCAGGCAGAAAGGCAACAGGAACACUCACAAGGACCUCCUGAGGUUUGCCCAAGUCUUCUCGCAGAUGAUCCACCUCAACGAGCCCGUGAAGGCCAAGGACAUCGAGAGUGUUCUGAGGUGCAGCGUCCUGGAGAUCGAGCAAGGCAUGUCCAGGAUCAAAACCACCCAGGACACGGACAUCCACACGGCCAUGGACAACUACGAGUGCAACAUUUUUACCUUCCUCUACUUGGUCUGCAUCUCCACCAAGACUCAGUGCAGCGAGGAGGAUCAGUCGCGCAUCAACAAGCAGAUUUACACCCUGAUCCACCUCGACCCCAGGACCAGGGAUGGCUCCAGCUUGCUCCAUCACGCUGUCAAUUCCAGCACCCCCGUGGAUGACUUCCACACCAACGAUGUCUGCAGCUUUCCCAACGCCCUGGUCACCAAACUCCUCCUGGAUUGCGGCGCCGACGUCAACGCCGUGGACAACGAAGGGAACAGCCCCCUCCACAUCAUCGUCCAGUACCACAGACCCAUCAGUGACUUCUUGACCUUGCAUUCCAUCAUCAUUAGCCUGGUGGAGGCUGGUGCUCACACAGACAUGACAAAUAAGCAGAAGAAAACCCCUCUGGAUAAAAGUACGACGGGGGUCUCUGAAAUACUCCUCAAAACUCAAAUGAAGCUGAGUCUCAAGUGCCUGGCUGCCCGAGCAGUGCGGAUCUAUAACAUCAGCUACCAAAACCAGAUCCCCAGAACUCUGGAAGAAUUUGUCAAGUUUCACUAGGGCUCUGUGAAGUCUUUUUCUGGUGGUGCUAUCCCGGGAUGACAUCAACACAGAGUUGGUUUUUUUUCUCCAGUCCUUUGGUUUUGGAUUCCUCUGGAUUCGGGCUGCAGCCUCAGAUCUCGGGGUGGGAGGGGGAAAAAAAAGCCACAUUGUUUUCCUGUAGUCAAACCCUGAUGUUUGAGAUUUUCUUUUUUUGUUUGUUUGGGUUUUUUUUUUUUUGGCCAUUUCUUUUGUUUGAAAGAAUCACUUUGUUCUCUCUCUCUCUUUUUUUUUUUUUCCAUAAAGAAAAUGAAAAGAUUCCCCAUGUUACUUGUGCAGAAUGUUUUGGUUCCAACACACGUAACAAUUUGCAGCCUUUAGGUAGGUGAUUUCCAAAGGCACCUCCAGAAGCCUCUGUCACCAUCUUACUCAGGCAGUAGCUGUGUAAAUUUAAAACUUCUUGGAGCAAGGUGGGAAAAAAAACAACUGGAAAUUAUGUAUUGGUUGAGUCUCAACAUACAGAGCAGUCUGUGUGUUGCCACAGUCCAUUGCUCUCAUACCUCACCAUCUUUUUAUCCCUUUCAGUUCAUGCUGAAGAUGUUUUUAAAAUUGUCUUUUAUUGUUUUUUUUUCUUUUAAUUGAGUUUGGAAAGCAGUUAGCAGCAGCUACAGACACACAGAAUGCUCUGUUAGGAAAUACAGGUUUCAAUCCAGCCCUGGUAUCUUCAUCUGGUAAGAGCUGAAAUCCCAAGCUCUCCAUUUACACUGCUACAGUAAAGAGUGAACAGUUUUGGAAAAAAAAAACCUUGCACAUUGACCUCAACAAACCAGAGUCAUGGUUUCUUUUGGUGAAGCUCAUCUAUAAAGAUCAUGCACAGAUACCUAGAAAAUUGGUAGGGUAUUUGUGUCUCUGUGUGUCCCAACAUUUCAAAACGUUUUCAACUUGGGUUUGUUGUGUUUUUUUGGGUUUUUUCUCGUUGUUUCAAUAAUCACCAUGCACCUUUUUGGACUCAGAAAAGUCUCUAAAUCUGCACUCUUGGAUUCCUAAUGCUGUAUCUUCCUGGUGGAGUAGUCUGUCACCAAAGAGAGUCUUCCUCUGGAGCAGGAUCCUGCUUGAACCUGGCUUUUCCAACAAGUGUGGAGUCUGUGCCUCCCUGAAUUGGACUUGAGGAUUCAUUUUUUUUUUUUCCCUUCUUCAUGAUUUUUACUCCUCUCAUUAUGAAAAUCUCUAUGAAAACUGAUUUUUAAAAAAUUAAUCCUAUUGUAAGCUCUUUUACAAGAAGCAACUGAUUGUAUAAUAACUCUUGUUGCUUGGGGAAGUGCUUCUCCUUGGUAGAAGUUGCAGGUACUCCAGCAGUAAAAUGUCACUUGUUUUGACAGGCUACUGGAAACUCUGGAUUUUAAAUGCAGCUUUUUAACUCUCAGAUGAUGAAAAGAAUGUUCUGUAGGGGUUUUUUUGGUUGUUUUGUUGUUUUUUGUUUUUUUUUUUUUUAAACAAUCUGGAUAGAACCUUAAGGUGAGAUUUGGGCACACGUUUCUAUUUGUAUUACAAAUAAAUAAACCUUGAAUGUGGAAUUAGUUUGGAAA